Drosophila arizonae is the source of this 819-nucleotide messenger RNA. It is a transcript of the gene Trx2, whose product is annotated as Thioredoxin 2. The record is from RefSeq and is a predicted model, not a curated record. NCBI's taxonomy places the organism in Eukaryota, Metazoa, Arthropoda, Insecta, Diptera, Drosophilidae. Gene Ontology annotation, molecular function: protein-disulfide reductase activity.
ACCUCAUUUCUGUUAUUUGCAGAACGACUUCAAGACACAGCUGACGAAUGCGGGCGAUAAGCUGGUCGUUGUGGACUUCUUUGCCACCUGGUGUGGACCCUGCAAGAUGAUUGCGCCCAAGCUGGAGGAGCUGGCGCAGCAGUUUUCCGAAAAGAUUGUUGUGAUCAAGGUUGAUGUUGAUGAGUGCGAAGACAUUGCCAUGGAAUACAACGUAUCCAGCAUGCCCACGUUCCUGUUCAUCAAGAACUCCGUCAAGGUGGAGGAGUUCGCGGGCGCCAAUGCCACCCGAUUGACCGAGACCAUUCAGAAGCUCAUCUAAGAGCAAUUGCAAUAGAAGUUAAACCUCAAUGCCUCUUAAAAUUCUUCUUUUUGUUUCUUUGUAAAAAUGGAUUGUCGUCGUCAAGCAGCAGCAACAGCAGCCGUCAGAAAAGACAAUUCGCUAAGUUCUCUUAGUACCAUUUAGUUAAUUAUGUAUUCCAUAAGUUUGCUAUGUUUGCGACACCCACUCACACAUACUUAUACACAUUCACACACAGUUGAUCGAACUAAUUCUAGCACUCUGAUUGGCUCAGAUUAAAUGUAAUUGUAAAUCAAUUGUAAUUCACAUAUUAUUGUUUGGCGUGUCCCGCAAUCUGCAGCGCAGCAUCAAAAAACAAUUCAAAAUACAAAAGUGGCUUUAAAUGUAACAUAAAAGAAAGAAAAAAGAAUAAAAAAAUUGUGAAAAUUAUUUGCUUUAAUUAACUAAACUAAUUAAGACGAGUUCGUUUUUGUACCGCAAUUGCAUUGUAAAACAUUUCACAAGAAACAGCAAACAGAAAA